This is a messenger RNA of Malassezia vespertilionis, 1947 nucleotides long. RefSeq lists its product as uncharacterized. The coding region runs from base 1 to 1947 and encodes 648 amino acids. The transcript has 2 exons. Lineage: Eukaryota; Fungi; Basidiomycota; Malasseziomycetes; Malasseziales; Malasseziaceae. The record is from RefSeq and is a predicted model, not a curated record. Gene Ontology annotation, molecular function: protein binding.
AUGCGGAGUGAUGUGCUGACUAAAGGAAAGAACACGCCGCGCUUUUCUCGCGCCGCGCGCAUUGUCUCGCAUCGCGCGGUAAAGAGCGCGAUGAGCCCAAACGAGCAAGCGGGAUGGUCCAUCCUUCCGCGCUCCGAUGCAAUAGUGACGUGUGUGGAAGAUCCACAAUUCAUGGACGCACUGUGCCAUUUUGACGCGUCGCCCUCGGCGGCGCGCAUGGGAUUCCUCAAAGUGCUCCUGCGCAAGUGCAAUAUCCGCGAGCUCUCCCACCUCGAUACGCUGAUCGUGCCAGAGCUCAAGGUCGAUUUUCUCCAGCGCCUCCCGAUCGAGGUGGCACUGCACAUUUUGCGAUACCUGGACGAGCCAUACACGCUCACCCGAGCUGCCAUGGUGAGCCACGGCUGGAGUCGGAUAUGCAAAGACGAGAGCGUUUGGGCGCACAUGUGUGUGGUGUACCACUUUAAUACCCAGGCGAAACUGCAGUGGAUGCUGACCAACCUUCUGCCUAGCGCCGACGAAACUGUGCACGACGCCAAAGCCGCGCCGCUCUUGCGCCGGCGCCGCUCUCAAUUUUUCCAUGGGCAGGAUGCGAUGGACGUGGACGAGAGCGAGCGGAUGUGGCUGUGUGCACGUACAGUACACGAGACCAUCUCUUUGCAUGACUAUUUCCGCACGGCAUUUAUCACAGAGAGCAAUUGGUACCGCGGCGGCAGACUGCUCACACAAUACGAGUCGCUGGACCCGACCGACUUGGACGCCGACCCUAACAUGCACUUGGCGCUCACAUCCUGCGCAAUGGACGCCAAUUGGGUCGUGGUUGGAUCGACUAACAAGGUGGUCUACGUCUUCUCCGCACGUACCGGACAGCUCGUCCGUACCCUCGCUGGUCACGAAAGCGGCGUGUGGUGUUUGAUGCUGAUCCAAGGCGAGCAGCUGCCGCCUCCCGAUGCAAUGGGCAGCGGGAUCGCAUCCAAGGACGGGCUGAUGCGUGUAUACCAAGACACGCGCCCUUGCGCGCGUUUGGCGCUCCAGGGCGCCGCGCACGGUGGACUUUUGCUGAUGGACGCUGCGCAUGCGACACAUGCGAGCGGAAUGGAUGCGCCGCUUGCACACACACGCGGCUGGGGCCGCUCAGAAACGCUUUUGAUCAGCGCCGGGACAGACAGGGGGCUGCGUGUGUGGAACGUGCACACGGGCGAGUGCGUGCAAAUCUUGCGCGGGCAUACGUCGACCAUCCGGUGCAUUCAAGUCUUGCCGCGGCGCCCGCUCGCGGUGUCGGGCUCGCGCGAUGGGACGCUGCGUGUGUGGGAUUUGGAGCGCGGCACGCUGCUGCGCGCGCUGGUCGGGCAUCGCAAUUCGGUGCGGUGCAUGGACACGCAUGGGAAUAGAGUUGCGAGCGGCAGCUACGAUUUUACGUGCCGCGUAUGGGACGUGGAUACGGGCCAGUGCCUGCACGUUCUAAAAGGGCACCAGAUGCAGAUUUACGCAGUUGCAUUUGACGGCAAGCACGUCGUGACGGGUAGCAGCGACUCGACUGUGCGCGUGUGGAAUGCGGAGACGGGCGCGAACAUGGCCAUCUUCCAAGGAUAUACCCACGUCGUUGCGCAGCUUCAGCUCCACAAAGGCUUCCUCGCGUCGGGCAGUGGAGACGGGCGUGUGAUUGUCUUUUCACUGGAGACGUUCGAGUGUUUGUACAGGCUGUGUGCGCACGACAGCAGCGUAUCGACGCUACAGAUGAACGACGAUUUCCUCGUCACGGGCGGCGCCGACGGCCUUGUGAAGCUGUGGGAUGCGCGCAGCGGGCGCUUUUUGCGGCAGCUGUGCGAGCCGUGCGAUGCGGUAUGGUCUGUGCGGUUUAUGGAGGACAAAUGUGUAAUUCUAUGUAAACGCAACGGGAAAUGCUCGGUGGAGAUCACUUCCUUCUUGCCGCUGCAGCACGCCACGUAG